CAUUUAACUAUAUGAAAGAAAAACCAGUAAAGGUCCCAUAGAAGAGUAGAGAGCACACAUUCCAAACCUUAAACCCUAAAACCCAUUUCGUUCCCUGUAAUCAAUCCACUUUCGCCGCUGCAACCAUGACGGAGCUAAAGCUAUCAGAGAGCCGUGACCUAACGCGCAUAGAGCGCGUGGGAGCUCACUCGCACAUCCGCGGCCUAGGUCUCGACUCCUCAUUAGAGCCACGCGACGUCUCAGAAGGCAUGGUCGGCCAAGCCUCCGCUCGCAAGGCCGCCGGCGUCAUCCUUCAAAUGAUUAAGGACGGUAAAAUCGCCGGCCGUGCCGUCCUUCUCGCUGGACAACCCGGAACAGGUAAAACCGCCAUCGCCAUGGGGAUGGCCAAGUCACUAGGCCUCGAAACGCCGUUCGCCAUGAUCGCCGGAAGCGAGCUCUUUUCACUCGAGAUGUCGAAAACUGAAGCCUUAACACAAGCCUUCCGCAAAGCCAUCGGCGUUCGCAUCAAGGAAGAAACGGAGGUGAUUGAAGGCGAGGUCGUUGAGGUUCAAAUCGACCGUCCGGCGGUUUCCGGCGCCGCCGCUAAGACGGGGAAGUUGACUCUAAAGUCAACAGAAAUGGAGACAGUUUACGACCUCGGCGCUAAGAUGAUUGAAGCGAUAGGGAAGGAAAAAGUUACUAGUGGUGACGUCAUUGCAAUUGAUAAGGCUUCAGGGAAGAUCACGAAGCUUGGUAGAUCGUUCUCUCGGUCGAGGGAUUUCGACGCCAUGGGACCGCAGGUGAAGUUCGUGCAGUGUCCUGAUGGAGAGUUGCAGAAGAGAAAGGAGGUUGUGCAUUGUGUUACUCUUCAUGAGAUUGAUGUCAUUAAUAGCAGAACGCAGGGAUUCCUGGCUCUUUUCACUGGUGAUACAGGUGAAAUCCGUGCAGAAGUUAGGGAACAAAUUGACACUAAAGUGGCAGAGUGGAAAGAAGAAGGAAAGGCAGAGAUUGUACCUGGUGUCCUUUUCAUUGACGAGGUACACAUGCUUGACAUAGAGUGCUUUUCGUUCCUCAACCGUGCUCUGGAGAAUGAGAUGUCUCCCAUAUUAGUUGUUGCUACCAACCGAGGCAUCACAACUAUUCGAGGCACUAAUUACAAAUCACCACAUGGGAUUCCCAUUGAUCUACUUGACCGCCUACUCAUCAUCCAUACUCAACCUUAUACUGAGGAUGAAAUUCGCAAGAUUCUGGAUAUCAGAUGCCAAGAGGAAGACGUAGACAUGAGUGAAGGUGCAAAGCAUUUGUUAACCAAAAUAGGUGUAGAAACAUCCCUACGCUAUGCCAUUCAUCUAAUCACAGCAGCUGCUUUGGCGUGCCAAAAGCGAAAAGGAAAGACAGUGGAAUUGGAUGAUAUAAAUCGGGUUUACAAUUUGUUUUUGGACGUCAAAAGAUCAACACAAUACUUGAUGGAAUAUCAAAGUCAAUACAUGUUCAGUGAAACAGGAGAAGUUGAAGAAGAUGAUGCCAAUGCUAUGGUCGCCUGAAAUUUAUGCACAUCUUUAGAGUUUGUAAUUAUCUGAGCUGUCAUUAUUUGUUUAGGUUGCAGUAAUUUAUUUCAUGAUCUGGUAUGUCAUUGCACUUGUCUUGUAUUUGAUAUUGAACACCAGUAGUUUUUCGAAGGUUGAAUUGCAAUAUCUACUGUGUUCACGUGAGAUAUUGUACUGAAUUUUGUUUCUACUGAACUUUUAAAAAACUUUAUAUUUGCUGUAUCAUUAUGUUCAUGCUCA
Messenger RNA from Cicer arietinum (chickpea), 1766 nucleotides. RefSeq lists its product as uncharacterized. Gene Ontology annotation, molecular function: ATP binding; ATP hydrolysis activity; ATP-dependent activity, acting on DNA. The record is from RefSeq and is a predicted model, not a curated record. Lineage: Eukaryota; Viridiplantae; Streptophyta; Magnoliopsida; Fabales; Fabaceae.